CGCCGGAGACACGUCACUGGCCACAUGUGUCGAGAGCCGAGAACCGCAGGUGACAUGGCAAUAGUGGCACGUGCGAGCAGUCCUGCUGUGUGGGCCCUGACCAGCUCGAGGGCCGCCUUUUCAAUAGCAAGCAGACCCCUCUUCCCACCCUCCGCUCGCUGAUUCUGCUCUCUCUUUCUCGCUCGCUGGUGGACGCAGAUUUCGUAACGGGAUGGCAGGCGAGAUCCCCCGCAAUAGCAGAAUCUCCUCCGCCAUCCGCUUCCUCGGCCUACUGAAGCAGCCUGACUCCGACUCCUCCGCCCUCGAGCUCGACGAGCGCGAUGUCGUCUGGUCCGCCGACUUUUCCUACCCGUCCGGCGUGCGUCGGUCUUCCCGACUUUCUCCGACCCCCAAAAAUGGCAUCAAUUCCGCCGCCGCAUCUCCUUCACCCCCGUCCUCCGGCGGCAGGCGACGCGUGCAUGCCUUUCAGCAGGAGAAGUCCGGCCUCUCGGCCGCGCUGGAGGGCGAGAACCGGUCGUUCGUGCAGCGCAAGGCAGCGCUCGACCCGCUGCUCUCUGUCUCGCGCAACAUCCCCUCGCCUCUACCCGUGCCAUUGUCGAGGUCGGGUUCCGGUUCAGAAAAUUUCUCCGGCGCGAGCGGGGGGUCUUCCGGCAACUACCACCAGUCUGCGCCGGUGAAUGUGCCGGCCUGGCCCAGGACGAAGCGGGGCUCGGUCAACGUGCAGAUUUUCGUCGACGACGAGGACGAGGCGGAAGACGAGAUGCUGCCGCCGCACUUGCUGGUGGAGCGCGCGUCGGCGAGGUCUCACGUCACGACGUUUUCCGUCUUCGAGGGGGUGGGUCGGACCCUAAAGGGAAGAGACCUCCGGCGUGUCCGUAACGCCGUUUUCCAUAAGACGGGCUUUCUGGAGUGAACCCCUUUCUCCUCCCCUUCCUCCUUUUCAUCUUCUUCUGUAUUUCAUAAUUUCUUCCAAGUUGUGGGUUGUUCUUCGCCCCUCUUUGUGUACUCAGUACUGUAGUAUGUAGGGGCUAUAGAUUGCGAUUAGUGGGUGAUGGUAAUUGUAGGGUAUAAGUAUAUGAUGGUGUAAUUUUCUUGGAUGACAGAGAUCGCCUUUACCUUGUUCUUGAGGAUGCCAAGUGCGAUCGAGUAUAAGAAAUAUAUGUGAAUUCUCUUUUAUC
Nymphaea colorata (pocket water lily) is the source of this 1178-nucleotide messenger RNA. RefSeq lists its product as uncharacterized. The transcript has a single exon. The record is from RefSeq and is a predicted model, not a curated record. Bases 212 to 913 code for a protein of 233 amino acids. Lineage: Eukaryota; Viridiplantae; Streptophyta; Magnoliopsida; Nymphaeales; Nymphaeaceae.